This is a messenger RNA of Drosophila willistoni, 244 nucleotides long. RefSeq lists its product as uncharacterized. The coding region runs from base 1 to 243 and encodes 80 amino acids. NCBI's taxonomy places the organism in Eukaryota, Metazoa, Arthropoda, Insecta, Diptera, Drosophilidae. The record is from RefSeq and is a predicted model, not a curated record. The transcript is spliced from 2 exons.
AUGAAAACUAUUUGCUUGCUUUUGUUGUUUGCCAUCUUGGCUGUUGUGGCUUUGGCUUCGCCUGUGCCCGCUGGCAAUGAUCCCAUUGUUCAGACCCUUCGCUAUAGAAACGAUCAGGAAUUGGAGGAUAUACAGCGUGCCAUAAUUGCUCAAUACAACCAACAAAUCGGAGGCACAACCCAAAUCCAUGCUCCCCAAAAAGCCAGCAUUGCUAAUCCCUACAACAUAAGAAUCAACAUUUAAA